AUGGAGUGGGUUCGUGGAGAAACAAUCGGACACGGCACGUUUUCCACCGUCAGUCUAGCGACGCCGUCGAAUAUCAAACACUCCGGCGAGUUCCCGUCGCUCAUGGCAGUCAAAUCUUCCAACUCCUACGGCGGCGCAGCCAUCGCGUACGAGAAAACAGUGUUGGACUCACUCGGAGACUGCCCUGAGAUCGUACGAUGUUACGGAGAAGAUCAAACGGUGGAGAAUGGCGAGAAGUUGCACAACUUGCUACUCGAGUACGCUUCGAGAGGAAGCUUAGCGUCUCAACUAAACGGCGAGGGUCUACCGGAGUCCACCGUGCGACGCCACACAGGAUCAGUGCUCAGAGGGUUACGUCAUAUUCACUCAAAAGGGUUCGCUCACUGCGAUAUAAAACUCGGGAAUAUUCUGUUAUUCGGAGACGGCGCCGUUAAGAUUGCGGAUUUCGGUUUGGCGAGAGAUUUAACGGCGUCAAAAGACGGCGUGGAGAUUAGAGGGACGCCGUUAUAUAUGGCGCCGGAAUCUGUUAAUGAUAACGAGUAUGGAGCAGCUGCUGACGUGUGGGCGUUAGGAUGCGCCGUGGUUGAGAUGUUUAGCGGCGAAACGGCGUGGAGUGUUGAUGAAGGAUCGCACUUCAUGUCCGAAGAGUUGCCGAAGAUUCCAGAGGAGUUGUCGGAAGAAGGAAAAGACUUCUUGAGGAAGUGUUUCGUUAGAAAUCCCGAGAAAAGAUGGACGGCUGAGAUGCUUUUAAAUCAUCCGUUCGUGGCCGUUGAUUGCGAAGGCAAGGAUGGUCAACGAGACGAAAUCUUUAUGGAUGUGAAGGAAGAUGUAACGACCUCGCCAAGAUGCCCGUUCGGGUUUCCUGAUUGGGAAUCUGUGUCGUCCGAGUCAGAGGCGCAAUAUCAGCCGUUGGAUUCUCCGGUGGUGAGAUUUGAGAGCUUGGUUAGUGAAACGGUACCUGAUUGGUCUAUCUCCGAGGACUGGAUCACGGUGCGGUGA
Eruca vesicaria subsp. sativa (arugula) is the source of this 999-nucleotide messenger RNA. The record is from the annotation of a GenBank genome assembly. NCBI's taxonomy places the organism in Eukaryota, Viridiplantae, Streptophyta, Magnoliopsida, Brassicales, Brassicaceae.